This is a messenger RNA of Aphanomyces invadans, 4158 nucleotides long. RefSeq lists its product as hypothetical. The record is from RefSeq and is a predicted model, not a curated record. The coding region runs from base 48 to 2456 and encodes 802 amino acids. NCBI's taxonomy places the organism in Eukaryota, Oomycota, Saprolegniomycetes, Saprolegniales, Verrucalvaceae. The transcript has 3 exons. Gene Ontology annotation, cellular component: phagophore assembly site; autophagosome. Gene Ontology annotation, biological process: protein localization to phagophore assembly site; autophagy of mitochondrion.
GAGAAAACAGUUGUGAAACGCCCUCGAUCGAGCGCAGCCCCACUAGCAUGAACGACUCGCUGCUGGAUGAACUCGAGAAGGCCGAUGUCCAUCGACAUGAUGUCUAUGACCCCAACGCGUCGUACCAACCGUUGCUGGAGGAGCACAACGCCGAGAGCGAUGCAACUGCACUGAAGAAUCAACGUUCGCGGUCUGCAGAAGAUGCGGAAGCGUUGUGGGCCGAGUUGCACAGCCAUCCUCCUCAGGACCGCACUCGAGAGUCUCCAUCGAGUGCGUUUAAGUUUCGAUCGCAAUUGGCGCAACUGACGAGCAACAUUCGCCCUCCUACGGCGUCACCUCAGUUCCACAGCACAAGUGCGCGAGGAAGCCACGGAGGCGCCAACAGAAGUCCCAACACCCAUCCCGUCCGCCGAAAUUUUUCGUCUCCUCACUCCACAACUCCUGCAUCUCAUACGAGCGUCGACGUACGUCGACACCUGAAGCUCCCAUCGUUGGCCGACGUCAAGAACAACUGGCUGCUCACCUCUCGCGGCCGCCACGUCCCUGACGAGUUUGGCCAUGUCGAGAACGUGGAUGCGUUUUUGAUUGCGCUGUACAACUACUACUACCACAACGGGAUGUCUUGCUACAUUGGGAAGGAGGGUGUGCAGCUACUCAACUUACUCUUCACCGUGUGCAUGUCGUCGUUCUUGAUGGGUUGCAUUCAAUGGCGCGAACUUGCGACGUGUCCGUCGAGUCCCAACGGGUGCAAGCGUCCAUUGUCGGACUUUGUCACGUGGCAAUUUGAGGGCCACUGGACGUCGACCGUCGUGCUCUUUUACUUUUUGAUCUUCUUUGCAUUCUGGAUCACGCGAGUCGUCGCGUUUAUCUCGAACGCUCGCGACGCGUACGACAUGCACGGGUUCGUGGUGGAAAAACUUCGUAUCGACGCGCGGCAUAUCCAAACGAUAACGUGGAACGAAGUGGUCGACCGCGUUGUCGCGCUCCUUCCGCCGUCCGCCGACCAGUCCAAGCCGCUCAAGCCCACGCCAUUUCAAUCGUCGUACCAGCUCCAAAUCGACCCGACGCAAUUGGGCACGCCCCUCGCCAUGGCCCGCCGCAUCAUGCGGAAAGACAACUUUAUGAUUGCAUUCAUGAACGCUCCAGUCUUCCAUACGGCGCUGCCCGUCCCAUCAUGGUUGCCGCUGUCGUCGCACGCCGUCUUUAGCCGCAACAUGGAAUUCAACCUGCAGCUGUGCAUCUUGGACCCGAUGUUCGACCCGAUUGCUGGCGGUAGCUUGCGCGCGCUCUCGGCAGACGACCUAAAGAAGCGGUUGAUGGCGGUCGGGAUGGUCAACUUGCUCCUGACGCCAUUUCUCCUCCUCUUUCGCGCGAUUCAAUUUUUCCUCCUCGGUGCCCAAGAAUGGUCGGUGAAUCGAGCGUCGUACUUGAGCUCGCGUCGGUGGAGUCCGCUCGCAAUGUGGACGUUCCGCGAGUACAAUGAACUCCCUCACGUGUUUGACGCGCGCAUCGAAAAGGCCGCGCCGCUGGCGGAAGCAUACCUGGCGCUAUUUCCGUCGGGGCUGGUGUCGAUCGUUGCGAGCGGGGUCGCGUUCUUUGCGGGGUCGAUCAUGGCGGUGCUCAUCUUCAUGAGUCUGGUCGAAGAGUCGAUUGUGCUCGAGGUCGAAGUUGGCAGUCGCCAGUUGAUUUGGUACUUUACGAUCGCGAGCGGUGUGUUUGCGCUCGCCCGGAGCUUCCAGUCGCCGUCGCGCUUCCUCGCCACCGAGUCGUGCGAAGACGCGAUGACGCGACUCGCGGCGGAAACCCACCACUUUCCGUCGGCGUGGAAGGGACAAUGCCACACGUUUGCGACGCGGGACGCGUUGCUCGCCCUUUUUCCGUACAAGACGGUGCUGUUCCUGGAGGAAUGCCUGAUUGUGCUGCUGACGCCGUUUGUGCUGUGCGUGUCCCUCCCCGACGCCGCACCCGAAAUCGUCCGGUUUAUCGAGGACCACACGGUGACGGUGCCCGACGUCGGCGCGGUGUGCCGGUUUGCCGAGUUUGACUUCAAGGCGGACGGCGGAGAAGCCAAGAUGGAGAGUUCAUUUAUGAACUUUAAGCGCCACCAUCCGUCAUGGCAUGGACCGCAGGAAGGCGAGGACCUCGUGAACGAAAUCACUCGAUUCCGCGGCCAAGAGCUGGAAAAAUCGCUCCGCCUCGGCGACACACUCGGUGGCCCGGACGCACUGCUGUCCAGAACCAUGAUGAUGGGUGACAGUAUGUUUCAUAGCACGGCAUUUGGUGGGGGGCAGUUGUCGCAGUCGCAGCAACUCAUGCAGUCGCAUGCGAUUCACAUGGCGCUGAACGGUCCGCAGUCGAGCGAGUACUACUGGCUGCAAAAGUAUCACGACCGUCCGAGUCAUCCGUUCCAUGAGGACGAAGCCAAGGAAGACAUGCAAGCGUCGCUGACGAUGUAGAGAUUGGAUGGAAAGAGGAAGCGGUCGAGUGCAUGAGGUAUUGACAUGGUGCACCAAACGUCCGAUAAGAAACAAGUGAGUGAAUUUGACAACGAUCGCGUGGUGGCCACCAUGUCGAAAACGAAUGGACGAGAGCACGUUUCAUGAUGGUACAUCGAUCAUUCGGCCCCUGUCCGCGUGUGUAAGCUGUCGCGGCUUCAACACCGCCACGAUAUGACUAUCGGGCGAAGUGCGCUUGGCCAUGGCUAGUUUCUAUAAGUCAAGGUUGUUAAAUUCACACACUGCUACCGUGGGGCACUGGAUUCCGUCGACGAGAUGUCUUCACCGGGUCAGGACAGACGACACAGUCGUGGGAAUGUUAUAAACGUCCAAGUCCUUGAGCGAGUUGAUUGUGCCGUUGAGGAUGAUGAACGACCCGACGAUUUGCGUCGUUCGAAUGCUGAGUCCCUUGGGGAAGACGAAGGCUAAAGUGGUGGCAACCAGUCGUCGUGCUUGAGGAGACGUAAUGUUGGCGGGCACACGGGCAUUCGCGUGCUCAAUGAGAUCGUUCAUGUGACGGCCAUACGUCUUUUGCGGGUUCAUCAACUUGAGCGUAGACAAGUUGUGCGGCACGUGCGAGAAGUACCCAGCGAACACACCGGCGACCAUACUCCCCAGAGCGUUCUUCAAUAUGGGUUGCGAGUCGUCCAGAGGAAUGCGCUCUUCGCAGUAGUCGGACAAUUGAUUGAGACCCACACCAAAGAUGAUUUCACGCACGGCACGGGGAGCCCACCCCCGGAUCCAUCGCGUCGCCAAUGGCUCGGGGUUCAUGUGACCAGCAUUGCAUGCUUCCAGCAUACUGCUCACAGGCGUCAUGAUGAUACCAGGUGCAACAGCUUUGGCGACGCGAAUGUAACCUGGGUUUUCGUACGUUUCGUCGUCAAUGUUCUUUUCGAGGUAAUGUCGAAUGCCCUUGAAUCCAUUGAUAUAAGCGACACGAGUUGGAAUUUGCACGCCCAUGUUCGGAAACAACGUUGCCGGAGCUUGUCCCGUCAGUCUGGCGUUCAAGAACGAGUUCAGUGCACUGCGGUAGAAGGAUUCCACACUUGCGGCAACGGAAGUGGCAAAGAUGGGGGUGGGUUUUGCAUGUUGUUCAAGCAAGGGAGUGUUGAGAAGAUUUAUGUGGCGGCGGACUUCUCUGUUGAGCGAGUACAUGACGUCUGUAGCAAUUUCAGGAUCGGUGAGGAGUUGAGACAGCGAUUGCGAGGUCAACGAAUACCCAAGAACAGGGGUGACACACUUGGCCGUUGCGGCCGCGGCGUCUUCGCGCAGGGCAUGGUUGCUUCCCAACGCCAUACCGGGUGUGACUUCGCCCCACGAGUGGACUUGUCCGUUGAUAUCUUUCAUCUCCGCAACUGUGCCUCGGGCGACAACAAUCAAUUUCGUUUGCGGCGAUCCUUGAUGAAACAACACGCUGCCUUUUGGGUGCGUUUCCGCGACUGCACGCGCACACAAUUUACGUAAGGCUCGUUCAUUGCAAUACGCAAACAUGCGCACUGUACUGAUCUUGUGCACGCAGUCCUGUUGUUGUUCUUGCGUCAAGGUCAUGUCGUCCGUCGAUCGUCGUAGUCGCGCGCGCCAAGAUGUACCUGCUGUGGGGUGCGUCGUGUAUUCCAAACUGGCGCUGGAUCCGCGGGCUUCCAAAACAUCCACCAGAAUUUCC